AUGGCUACAGUCAGUGCAUUCCUCUCUGAUGAACUCAAGUACCAAUGCUGCCUUCGCCGGCCGUCCCGGAAAUAUUCAUGGAAGGGGAGGCAGGCGUCGACCAUCGAGGAGGACCAUAGGCCAUUUUUCAACUUGUACUUCUGGCGUCAACGUAUACCCAGGACUCUAUACUGGGGCCAGCAAUUCGUUCGGAUACAUUCUCAACUGCGCACUCCACCACAACGGCCAGAGACCCAUCCGCAUAUGUUGCCUGGAUUGACCAUGUGCGGCUCCAUCGUCGAGCUUCUCGGUAACUCCAAGUUCUGUGCCAUCACAUCGAUGCACGCAUUCAGACAAUUUGAGCCAAUGAAGUUUCUUCAUAGCGGGGAGAUGUCGGACUACCGGUCAGUAGAGAGUUCUAGCGCGGGUACUUCCGCGGACGAGGCUGCGGAGCUUCCUGUCUGCGACGAGGAGUCUCUCUAUGGCUCUGAUACCGAUCCUUCCGAUGCAGUGCUUGAAGAUGGCUACUAUUUCAUCGACGAUGUCGACCGCUCAACCGGUACGAAGGGCUCCUAUGGCGGAAAGAUCAGCGGUCAAACAAGGGACGCCAAAGAGAUGCUCGCAUUAUUCCCUAUGCCUCACGAUCAAAAUCCUCCCUGCAAUACGCUGUAUGUGGGUAACUUGCCCAUCGACACGUCCGAGGAAGAACUGAAGGCCAUGUUUUCCAAGCAGAGAGGCUACAUGCGUCUCUGCUUGCGCACUAAGCAGAAUGGCCCCCAGAAUAACACUGGUUCCAUGGGCAGCGUUAACGUGAUGGUUUGCUCCGGCCAUGGCUUCACCACUACAAACGGCCCACCGCCCGGUCUCAGCGCUCCCCCAGGGCUUGGUCUCGGCGAGAUGCCUUACGACACAAAUUCGAAUGGCGAUCCGUAUCUAACACCAAGAUUCGCCAACGAUACGAGCGGUGACUGGGGCUUCCACGGGGCUCUAGCGACUGGCGGCCCCAACUAG
Molecule: messenger RNA, 990 nt
Organism: Phialemonium atrogriseum
Lineage: Eukaryota; Fungi; Ascomycota; Sordariomycetes; Cephalothecales; Cephalothecaceae
Exons: 6
Coding region: 1-990 (329 amino acids)
Molecular function (GO): nucleic acid binding
Source: RefSeq, a predicted model, not a curated record